Paraglomus brasilianum is the source of this 591-nucleotide messenger RNA. Lineage: Eukaryota; Fungi; Glomeromycota; Glomeromycetes; Paraglomerales; Paraglomeraceae. The record is from the annotation of a GenBank genome assembly.
AUGGUUGAAAUAAACGUCUUUACAGACGUUGACAAUGUUCCAUCAACGCCAGGUGAUAUUACAUUCCCAAAGUCAAAUACAACUUUUAUCUGCCUAAGUUACGAUCGUGGAUUCGAAAAAGAUGAUGCAACCUACUUAAUUCCCAAGGUUGCUGAGAGGAUAAAAGCAUCUUCUAGAAAAUACCGGAACGUUUUCGUUUUAUUAUCUCUUAAGUCUGGAAAUUCUGUACCCUUAUAUGAGAUUCAGACGCGCCUUCUCUCUUGCUCAUCUGCCAUGACAAUACUUCCAAUUCACAACCUAAAAGAAGCAAUGUUGUUUUUGGAGGCGAUUUACAAUGCACAUUUAGCUUGUAAUUUGGUAGACAAUUUGGAUGAUCCAACAUUUUUCUUGACGACUAAUCGGUGGGUUUACUUGAUUUCCCAAAUGUCAACUGAAAGACUCCGUUUACAUGAUUGUUAUGUUAUGCAAGAAGGGCUCCGAACAAUCUAUAAUGUUGCUACGGCAACCGAACCACAAUUGCUUGAUUGCUCAUUGGAUAGAGAAACGGCAAAAUAUGUUAUAAGAUUCUUUGAAGAAAAUCGCUUAAUCUGA